This is a messenger RNA of Astyanax mexicanus (Mexican tetra), 2934 nucleotides long. RefSeq names its product sideroflexin 3 (gene sfxn3). Gene Ontology annotation, biological process: serine import into mitochondrion; monoatomic ion transport. The coding region runs from base 271 to 1239 and encodes 322 amino acids. Gene Ontology annotation, molecular function: monoatomic ion transmembrane transporter activity. The transcript is spliced from 11 exons. NCBI's taxonomy places the organism in Eukaryota, Metazoa, Chordata, Actinopteri, Characiformes, Acestrorhamphidae. The record is from RefSeq and is a predicted model, not a curated record. Gene Ontology annotation, cellular component: mitochondrial inner membrane.
AAUGGUGGAAGGUUUGCCUCUCCACGCCCUGCCUGUUUCUCCAAUCAGCCUGCGCUUCCUCCAGACCGCCUUUCAGCUCAAACGCCUUCACUCUCCGAUUAAAACCACAGAAAUCCGCGAUUCGUGAUACUUUCUGGACUAGGGGAUUUUCAAGCUAGAUAGACUCUACACUCACACUGGGAACACGGUGUUGGGAAGUCGGUCAGUUUCCAGCUGUCCUGGGUGUGUUUACUGGUGUAGACUCUAGUAGAUAAAGAAAAGUAGACGAGGAUGUCUGGGGAUUUGCCACUGAACAUCAACAUCAAAGAGCCGCGAUGGGAUCAGAGUACGUUUAUGGGCAGAGCCCAGCACUUCUUCACGGUGACUGACCCAAGAAAUGUGCUGCUAUCAAGUGAGGUUCUGCAGGAAUCCAAAGACAUUGUGGAGAGUUACAGGCAGGGUGUAGUGAAGCCAGGCCUGACGGAGGAUCAAUUAUGGAGGGCCAAAUACAUCUACGACUCUGCCUUUCACCCAGACACGGGUGAGAAGAUGCUGCUGGUUGGACGCAUGUCCGCACAAGUUCCCAUGAACAUGACCAUCACAGGCUGUAUGCUUACAUUCUAUAGGACAACUCCAGCAGUUGUGUUCUGGCAGUGGGUCAACCAGUCCUUCAACGCCAUUGUCAACUACACAAACCGCAGUGGAGAUGCACCAAUUACUGUAAAUCAACUUGGAGCAGCCUAUGUCAGUGCCACCACCGGAGCUGUGGUCACUGCUCUUGGACUCAAGUCGCUAACCAAGCGUCUGCCAGCAAUUAUUAGCCGAUUUGUUCCAUUCGCUGCAGUGGCAGCAGCUAACUGCAUCAACAUUCCCUUCAUGAGACAAAGAGAACUGAAAUAUGGUAUUCCAGUCACUGAUGAGGAGGGAAACCGCCUGGGAGAGUCUGCUAGUGCUGCUCAGCAGGCCAUUGCACAGGUGGUGGUGUCUCGAAUCGGCAUGGCAGUGCCAGCCAUGGCUAUUCCCCCAGUUAUCAUGAAUUCUUUGGAGAAGAAAGCCUUCAUGAAGCGCUUCCCUGUGCUUAAUGCACCAGUACAGGUCGGGCUUGUUGGAUUAUGCCUGGUGUUUGCCACUCCACUGUGCUGUGCACUUUUCCCACAAAAGAGCUCUAUGAAAGUGAGCAGCCUGGAGCCUGAGCUGCAGGAGAGUAUACGACAGAGCAGCCCUCAUACUACAACCGUUUAUUUCAACAAGGGCCUGUAGAGCAGUUUUUCUCUCCCUGCCCUGUAAUGUUGCACUCUGAUAUAAUGGAUUUUAGUGGGCACAAUUUGAAGGGUAAAUACAUAUGUAUUUUUUUGGUUUGUCUAAAACUUACAUUUACUACACAUUUAUCUCAUUUUGCUUUGCUUUGUCACAUUUCCCUUUCCUGAAGAUAAUAUGCAAUUCAGAUUUAUUGUAUCUGUUCAGUAGAUGGAGUGAUUUGCCUAGUUUGAAGUGGUACUGUGAGGGUUGUUUGUGGUUUGAAAGGUUGAGGGUAUUAUGAAGAGCUGUUGUCACAUAUAUAAUGGUAUUAAUAGGUAUUCUAUUUUGCUAAGUUUUAUGCAAUGUAUCCCAAAAAAUGACCUGAAUUGUAUGUAUCAUUAUUUAUUUUUGCUUAUAGUUAGAACACAUGAGCUGUGUAUGCUUAAGAUAAUCUGAAUUGUUCUUUAAGACCUCUGCGUUUCUUAGCUAAACAUCAGUGUAUAGUUCCAGUUAGAUCUAUACUCUCUGAAAGCUAAUGAGCAAAUGCAGUUAUAGAAAUAAGUGUGACUCCUAGGAUUAUUUGAACCAGCAUUAAUGGCUUCAUAUCGUACUCCUGUAUGUGCCAUUAAAGUGCACUUAACCUGUAUCUCCUACAUGAAUUAAAACACUCCAGGCGACACGCCAGGCCAUCAUUCUCCGACUACAACUAAAGGCUGUGCUUAGUCAGUGUCUGUAUUUCUAAGCCUUAUGUAUGAUCUAACUAAUCUGAGUUGACUGGUGCGCACACACACUUUAACUGUUGUAUGGUUUGUGUAUAAGAAUAAUCUUGACAGUAUCACUGAAAAUGGUGGGGGUGUGUUGUGAUUACUAUGUUGUCUAGUUUCUACCUAUAGUAUAUGCCUUUGUGCCCUAAAACAAAUUAUAGUUGUGAAAGAAUGUGUCUGACAGCUAUUGAUGGAAACAUUAAAAGGUGCAGGUCCUUUAUUAUGAUGAUUUUAAUUCUGUUACAUUAUACUGGCAGCAUAGAUCUUAUUGGCUCCUUGUUGGCUGAAUUUUUUCAGAAAAGUGCACAGCUGGCCUCUUGGGGGCAAUAAUUUCAGAUUUCAUCAUAGAGCACUGCCUACUAGCAUAAUCAUUCAUUGGUUUUUGUCUUGAUUUAGAAGUUUUAUGCAAAACUGAGCUUAUUGUACCUUUACACAGUGAUUGUGUGUGAAUAUAAAUAUAUACUAUAUAUAAACCCCCAUUUAAAUGGAUAAACUGUUUAAAUGUACUUGUGUAGACACUUGGCCUUGAUAGUUGUUCCAUGUUCUCAUUCAUAGUUUGGCUCAUCCAUGAAUGUUUGAUAUUAUUUAUUUUUUAAAUAUUUAUUUUUUCAUUGGAAGGAUAUUGUACCAAAAAUAUGAUCAUUGGUCAGUGUAAUAGCCUGCCCUGUAUGUUUAUGAAAUGCAUCACUUUUUGGAGUUUCUGUUAUAACUUGAGCAGACAUGAUCAAAUAUUUACUGCAGCUGUUUCUGCAGAUGAAUUUAGCAUUUUUGUUUCUACUUCCUUUACCACUUGAAACAAGUUGUAGAUUUCUAGUAGGUGAGGAAAACUGUAUAAAAAUGUUCUUUUUUUACUACAGAGAGACAGCUGAAGUUUCUACUACCGCACAGUUACUUUUUAAUGCAUAGCCGAGUCUUGGGCUGAAACUAUGCACAUGCUGUCUUUUUUUUUUUU